This is a messenger RNA of Cololabis saira (Pacific saury), 5074 nucleotides long. RefSeq names its product RNA binding fox-1 homolog 2 (gene rbfox2). Lineage: Eukaryota; Metazoa; Chordata; Actinopteri; Beloniformes; Belonidae. Gene Ontology annotation, biological process: nervous system development; regulation of alternative mRNA splicing, via spliceosome. The record is from RefSeq and is a predicted model, not a curated record. Gene Ontology annotation, molecular function: mRNA binding. The transcript has 13 exons. Bases 723 to 2123 code for a protein of 466 amino acids. Gene Ontology annotation, cellular component: nucleus; cytoplasm.
GGAGGGACGGCUUCCUCUCUGUAACACACACGCUGCACGAGCACACCGCCGGGGAAGCGGAAAAACGGAGAACAAAAUAACAACCGCGACCUGGAGAAGGAAACGCCGCAGUCCGUCCGUCUGCGCCUCCGCGCGUCCUCUUUCUGGAUCCCCCCUCCCCCCUUUUUUAUUUUUAUAAUUAUUGGACAUAAAGGAGGCUUUACAUAUUUUUUUUUUGAUUAACCCUUAAAGACAUCCUGGUGGACUAACAUGGGAAGACAGAGCUCCUGAGGAAGGACUGGAGAGGGAAGACAUGUUGCGGCUGCGGUAGGGUGUUGAUGUCUGAAUUAACGCUCCUGGAGGGGAAUAAAAAGCACAGAAAUCCAAAAAUAAAACCCAGGCAAAUGGGAAAAAGGAGCGUAGCUCCGGAGUCAUUGUGUUAAAUUGUGUUUUUGUUAUGAUCCGGGAGAGCCUAGGCCUCUGAAUCAGCCCCGCAUACACGCGUAUCACAAACGGGCUUUUUUUUAAUUUUAUUUCUGGGUGUUUUUCAGGGAAGACCAAAAGCAGCUGUCUGGCUGCUGCAGAGGAAAUAACAGCAACUAUUUGGGGGGAUUAUACAAAGGCCCGGUGGACCCCCCCCUCCUUUCCCCCUUUUUCCCCCAAAAAACCCCAAUUUGGCACAUUAAGACCUUUUUGAUCCAAUUCUUCCUUCAAUAAAAGGGAGCCACACUUCAGAUUUCUCCAUGUUAAUGUCGACCGACGUCGCCUCCAUCAUGCUGCCGGUGUCCCGGGCUCUGCUGGAGCGGGACCGGGAGCUGGAGCCCCUGGCCGGGGUGCUGGCCGGCCCGGGCGGAGCCCCGGCGGCCGCGCUGCGGGGCAUGAAGCGCGGGGACCCGGAGCCCGACGCGCAGCCGGCGGCCGCGCUGCUGGAGCCGGCCGGGGCGGAGUGCAAGCGGCCCCGCAUCGACGGCGCGGGGCUGGCGGAGGUGGGCCAGAGCAACGAUCCUUUGACCCUCGGUUACCAUGGAUACCCGUCUCACAGUCAGGGUUCUCAGGAUAGUGCUGGCGGUCAGGAGGGACUCGUACCCCCACCUUUCUCCACGUUCCCACCCCCUCCACCCCCACCCCCCCAGAACGGCCUGACCUUGGAUUACGGGGGCAGCCUUUAUGCAGCGGGGGCCGUCCAGGGUCCCGUGGAGGCCGGGGGAGCCGGAAACGGCGCUGCCAACGCCGCCAACAGUCUCAGUGCCCAAUCGGACGGGUCCUCCCAGAUCGACGGACAGUCUGGAGUCGGCUCAGGAGGAGGGGGUGGCGGUGGGGGUCCCGGGGAGGAUUCAGAUGCCAAGGGGACCCCCAAACGGCUCCACGUAUCCAACAUCCCCUUCCGCUUCCGAGACCCCGACUUGCGGCAGAUGUUUGGGCAAUUUGGGAAGAUCCUGGACGUGGAGAUCAUCUUCAACGAGAGGGGCUCCAAGGGCUUUGGUUUUGUAACGUUCGAGUCGAGUGCGGAUGCGGAGCGGGCCAGAGAGAAGCUGCACGGCACCCUGGUUGAAGGGCGUAAAAUCGAGGUCAAUAACGCCACAGCCAGAGUGAUGACAAACAAGAAGAUGACGACACCGUACUCCAACGGAGAAGGCCUCGCAGCGCUACCAUACGCCGGAUGGAAGUUGAGUCCGAUGGUUGGAGCCAUGUACAGCCCGGAGCUUUACACAGUGUGUCCCGGUUUAGUUCCCGGGUUCCCGUACCCGGCAGCGGCAGCUGCCGCCUCCACCGCGGCCGCCGCCGCCACCUUCCGGGGCGCCCACCUGCGGGGCCGCGCCCGGCCCGUCUACAGCGCGGUCCGGGCCGCCGUGCCGCAGCCGGCCAUCCCCACGUACCCGGGUGUGAUGGCCUAUCAGGAUGGUUUUUACGGCGCAGCGGCCGACCUCUACGGUGGAUAUGCAGCAUAUCGUUACGCCCAGCCGACUGCUGUAGCGACUCCUGCGGCGGCAGCAGCAGCCGCCGCCGCCGCGGCGUACAGUGACAGCUACGGACGAGUUUACACGGCAGACCCCUACCACGCUGCUCUCGCCCCGGCGGCCUACGGCGUCGGAGCCAUGGCCACGCUGUACAGGGGAGGCUACAGUAGAUUUGCCCCUUACUAAAGACACUACAUUUCCCAGGAGCUCCUCUCUUCCAUUAAAUUACUUUGUAAGAGCUCCCCCUGUCGUCGUGGAGGUGGAACUGCGCCCCGUUUUAACGUGUGGAGUCGACCACAGCAAACAUAUUUCAGAUCCCACCCCCCCAAAGCAGUCCCACAUUUUCUUAUAUAUGCUACUACAGAAAUAGAGGAAUGCUGUAUUAAAGACUGAAGGAUGGCCUUUACAUGAGAAAAAAAAACAAAAAAGAAAAGAAAAAAAGAUAUUAAGACAGAAACUGGCCACCUUCACUGUUGCACGACUGUAUUAUAGUCUCCCCCUUCUUAUUCCCUCGGCACUCAGCAGCACAAGAUUUGAGGACGGAGCCCAGAUGUUCUUCCAGAGGCUGAAUGUGGAUAAACUGACAUUUCAACAGCUGUCACUCACGUACGACAGAGAGCUGAGAGCCGCGCGGCCCCGAGCGAUCAGGGAGGUAGAGAGAAGUCAGGCGCUUCCACGGAGCACCUGAGAAACGGUUGUUUUUUUUUUUUUGCUUUUGUUUUUAAUUAUGAACCAGAAAGUUUCCAAGAUAUUAAGGCGUCCACUGGUGGAUUUUGGUGUUCCUCCUUUAGCGCGGGGUUGGGUCGGGGGGAGACGAGCUUCUCUCCCGCGGCGAGACGAGGGGUUUAUUAGAGCUGUUCCUUACCUCAAGUUUUCUUAGUAUGUGGAAAUGGUAAACCUUUAACUUUAAAAUUCUUAUGAUAUGCAACAAAAUUAGUUUAGAGAGAAAAAAAUUACCAAAAUUAUUAUUAUUAUUAUUAUUGCUGUUGUAAUUAUUCUCAUAAUUAUGAAACCAUUCUUUUUGUUUGACUCGGCUGCACCGAAGGUUCGACGGUUGAACCUCAGGGGGUUAAAAACCAUCAGAUUAAGCAUCUAUAUAUAACAAAUACUCCACCUCUCCGUGAUGUAACGCAGCCGCGUCGUACGUGUCCCAGGACUUCACUACACCCAACACUACAGAACGUGCAACACUACACUUUGAAACUACUUUUUUUUUCGUUUAGUUUACGUCCAGACAAAGAUCCUCUACCUGCAGACCUGCAGAGCCGGGGGUUCAGGUGUUUUUCUGAUCCUUUCAUGUAGAGAUCUGUUCUUUGCAUCUUUGCAUCCCCCCCACCCCUCUUCCCUCCUCCUUGUGCUCCAUCUUUUAUAGAGUCCAGCAUCGAUUGAGUCUUCCUGAAACACACUUUUAGUCGGUAAUUGCGGUUAAGGUGCCGCCCGCGGGCAACUACCGAACGAGAAAGAGAUUCAGUCAGUAAGUAAAUAGCAAAUAUUUAAAAUGCAAAACACAUAACUAUUGUGCAUAUUUCUAUACUAUUGUACCCUAUAUUUCCAAAACGUGGCUUUUUUGGCUUUUUUGUUUUUGUUCCAAAGAUUUGUAGAAAGCACAUUUUUCUGCAGUUUGUAUAAAUAUAAUACCUGUGUUAUUGUCAUUACUCCUUAUAAGUGUCUUUAUUUACUUCAACCAAACAUUCGUCCUCGGAGUUGGGGCUGAUUUUUUAUUUUUUUUUUUAAUUUUGCCAGCAUGACUUUUGAUGAUUAUGAUAUUCAAAAAAUGGCUGGAUGGAUUUUUAUUUCUUUAUUUUUUUUGUGUGUGUCAAAAAUUUUGCUGACAAGAAAUUUGAAAUGAAUGAGCGUAGGUGUGUGGCACUUUGGUUCAAAUCAUACGAAUAUAGCUUAUUGUUUUUGUCUUUUCUUUGAUAAUAUGAGAAAAAUGUUAUUUUGUGUUUGUUCAUGCCAAUAUAGCUUAUUGUUUUUGUCUUUUCUUUGAUAAUGUGAGAAAAAUCCUACUUUGUGUUUGUUCAGACUUAUAUAGCUUAUUUUUUUUUGUCUUUUCUUUGAUAAUAUGAGAAAAAUCCUAUUUUGUGUUUGUUCAUACAAAUAUAGCUUAUUUUUUUUGGUCUUUUCUUUGAUAAUAUGAGAAAAAUCCUAAUUUGUGUUUGUUCUUGAAGCAAAUUCCUUACAUUUCAGUGGUGAAAUCUGUCGGCUUGACCCGUGUGGUAGCUCCAGGUCGCUCCAGAUACCCAGUAAAAGUGUUAUUAUACUCGUACGUGCGCAGGUUGAUUUUAAGCUCGGCUGAAAAACUAAACAUCGGUGCGGGAUGUGAUCUGCACCGUGUAAAUGGAUUUGUUUGAAGAUUAUUUCAAUGCUACCUUUUUUUGUUUUCCACUACUCAUGACAUGUGACUUUUUGUUGUUUUUUUCUUUUAAUAUCAUGUCCAUAUUAAUAUAGAAUGUGUUUUGGACAAAUUUAAAGAAAAAAAAAAAGCAAAAUAAGAGGGCACCAGCCAAAGAUGCUACCAGUCCCCAGCAUGUUCUGGUUCCUGACUUGAAAAGAGCUGCAAAAAUACAUAUAAAGAUGGACUUUUUGGAGCCACUGAUGGCAUGGACAAACCAGCAUGAGCGAUACUCGUCAAGUUUAAAAAAGAGAUACAACAAACAAAAAAAAAUUAUAAAAAAAAGAAAAAGGAAAAAAAAAAUUGCAUGAAUCUCGUGUCUUUUCAUAUUUGGCUCGUGAGCAGCAGAGUCCAGCUCUCCUUUACUAGUGAAAGUCUCAACGGGCAGCUGGUGGUUCGACGCUAUAGCUGAUACAACAAAGAGCACAGUGAUGUUUGGCAACAAAAACCCUGCUGACAUAAAAAAAAAAAAGAGAAAAAAACAAGGCUACUGCAAAAACAACAUGUAGCACCGUCAUUUUCCUGUCAUGGUUUUCUUGCCACUGUAUUAUAAAGAAAAACCACGUGGUCAGUCUUCAUAGUUGCAGCGGUUUCUCAAUGAAAAUCCUCUCCUGCCCUGUCUUUUGACUGCCAUUAUGUUGUCUUUCCUUUUUUUUUUUCUUUUUUUUUUUGGUCUUUUUUUGUUCUUUUUUGUUAUUGAAUGUCCAUAUAAAAUGUUUUAUAUAAAAAUGUUUUGUUGUGA